CUCGGGGUGGGCUACGGGCUGGGGGUGGGAGCCAUGGACUCGGCGCCAGCUUUCGCCAUGGACAAGCCGUUCGCCCCCGGCACCGUGCGCGGCCCGGAGCCGCCCGAAAACCCUCAAAGCCGGAAAAACUUCAGCGUGAGCCACCUCCUCGACCUGGAGGAGGUGGCAGCCGGUAUGAACGGGACCCCCCCGGCCGGUCCCCCGCCCGCCGGUGGCGGCAAGGCCAUGCCGGAGCCGUCGGGAGGCAGCAGCGGCAGUGAGGCGGCGCCCCAGGACGGUGAGAGCCUGAGCCCAAGCUGUGGCGGAGCCAAGAGGAAGAAGAAGCAGAGGAGGAACCGCACCACCUUCAACAGCAGCCAGCUGCAGGCUCUGGAGAGAGUCUUCGAGAGGACGCACUACCCCGACGCCUUUGUGCGGGAGGAGCUGGCGAGAAGAGUCAACCUCAGCGAGGCAAGAGUCCAGGUGUGGUUUCAGAACCGGAGAGCCAAGUUUCGCCGUAAUGAGAGGGCAAUGCUGGCCAACAGAUCAGCAUCACUCCUCAAAUCCUACAGCCAAGAAGCAGCCAUUGAGCAGCCCAUGGCACCGCGGCCCACCGCGCUGACCCCAGAGUAUCUCUCCUGGACCAGCACCUCCCCGUACAGCACUGUGCCCUCCUACAGCUCCAGCGGGACUGCAACGCCCACCCAAGGGGUGAACAUGGCCAACAGCAUUGCCAGUCUGCGCCUCAAAGCCAAAGAGUUCAGCCUUCAUCAGAACCAGGUGCCAACUGUGAACUGACCAGGGCAAAGCCCACCUCAUGGCCUCAUUCCAGGAUACAGCGUGAAGCUCCUGUGCCAGUCCAGGACGAAUCUGCAGCCUGCCCAACCCACAUGCCACUCAUCCAAUGUGUCAGCACCUCUCCUCUCCUCUUCCCUUUUGAAGGUAGAGUCAGUCCCAGGACAGAGUGGCACAUAAUUAUAGCCACAUAUGGAGCAAACUUGGUUAGAAACUUGCUUUUCCGCGCACCCUUAUAAUAAAAGGCUAUAUAUACACACACAUACCCCCCACACGCUCUUCGAGGACAGACAGACUUGCCAAGGAAACAAGAAUUUGCUUCCAAACAUGGGAGGAUCUUGGACUAUUGGAUUUGACCAAUUUGGGUAUCUCACCCAGAGAGCCAAAGAGUUAUUGGGUCUUCUCCUCCCGCAGGGACAGCGCGCAGCAGUGGGAGGAUCAAGAGCCCCCCUUUCUGCCAGGCUGUGACUCGCGGCGCUCAACCGUGCGUGCCGAAGCAGACCCGCACAUUCACCUCUCUGUGCAUCCCCAGCCAUGGUGCUUGGGAGAGACUUUGGGAAGCUGACAGCUCACCCCUGCCACAGCCUAUCCCAGCCAGCCCCCUGCACACCACACUGCCUACAUUUAGGAGCUGCCUAUGUCAAUGGCAUCAGGCUUUCCUCCUUCCCAGAGGAGUGAGGAGGGCUGGAGCAUCUGCACAGACUUGCUCUGAGUCUGUGAGCUCUUCUGCAAGCUGGGGGGAGCAUUGCUGAUCCCCAGGCAGGCACUGUUGCCCUGCCUUGGUGGGUUUGUGAGCGAUUCUGCAGAGCCCCAGGUCAUUGAACCGUCCCAGGGAAAGAGAAAAUUGGAAAAAGCUGUUGGGUUUCAGCUGAGUAGGCGGCUCCCAGUGCUUCGUGCCAACGGCAAAGCAGGCUUUGCCUUCCGGAGGCACAGCCUCCCCAUCGGCAGCUCCACAGAUGUGUGUGGGGGUCUGGGGCUGACUCCAUGGGGGUGGGCUUUUUUGGUUUUGCAGAAAGGAAAUGGUUUCCCUCUUGUCCCACCCCGCUGUGCAGCUUAAUGAAGUUGCAAGGUGGGAUGUGCAGGGGGAUGGACACAGGGUGUGCAGCCUUGCCCCAGGCUGGCACUGCCCCAGUCCUUUGCCCACUGAGCCACAGAGAGAUGCACCCUUCACCUUCCCCUACCAAUACCACAGCACCAGGGGACGAGCUGGAGUGAUGGAGGUUUUACCCUGUGGACAAAGCUCUCUGGGAACCAGACCACCCUUUCCUCACUCACCACAAAGAGCCACCAGCUCAGGUGGGUGGCUUGGAUGGAGAAGACACCAGCCCUUCUUGCCUAGAAGGGCUUAGUCCCACUGAGGACUGUAGCAGUAGAUCUGAGAAUGAAUACAACAAUUGCUGAGGUUCUUCCUCCACACAAACAUCCUCCAGUGUGUGACACCAAGGCUGAAAGUUUUCCAACUACACAUGUGCCCACCCAAGUCCCCACCGCUCCCAGGAGCAUCCUCUCCCUUUCCCACUGCUCCCUUUCACACUGCAGCUGUACAUGGUACCCAGUGGCUGCAGCACUAGGACCCUCAGCUUCACCCCAGGCAGCUCUUGCCCAGGGGGACUCACUCAGCACCCAGAGCUGGAGACCUGGCGGUAGAACCAGGAAAGCAGCACAUCUCUUCUGGUUAGGGAUGAAGCAGCCCCUCCAUCCUGCCCCCAGCCCCAGCUUUCUCUGCUCCCCACAGUGCAGCCUCCCAGCUGGGGACAGCUGCCUCCUCCUCAAGCACAGUGGGCAAAGAGGGGGCACAGCCUGACUGACACUGCCCACCUCAUCCAGGGAGCAAAGUCACCCUAAAUACUCACCCUGUGCCCCACACCCCUAUUUCCAGGGCCAGUAUCCUCCACCAUUUCCCAUGCCAGAAAGGGAGCACACAGCUCCCCAUGCCACAGUGAGACACCACAGAGACAUGCCAGGCUGGGGGGAAGAUGGAUCCACUGUGAAUCAAAUCAUUUGCCAUGAGAAAUGCAGCUUGGGGCGGGAGGAGGGGUCUGGGGAGGAGGUGUUCCUAUUCCCAUGGAAAGCACAGGGCUCUUUUUUCGGUUAUACAAGAUGAAACCACAGGGAUAUAAAUGUCACUGCCUCUUUGAGAGCAUUAAUGAAAAUAAACCCAUUUAAUAGUUUGCAGAUGCCGUUUCUGUAAACCUAAAAAAAGCAGGGAAUAAAUAUUUCUUCACUAAAUAUCUAUAUGUAUAUAUAUAUUUGAAAACAUUUGCUCCUAAUCUUAGGCCCCUCCUUCACCGUGCUCUUGACAGCUUAUCACAGCUUGUCAGUCAGCGCUGAAGAUUCACCAAGACAAGAUACAAAUUGCACCCAUGGAGGGGUAGCAGGACAGAGGGAUUAUUGUAAUCUAAGCUCCCUCUCACCCUUCCUAUUUGUACAUUUCAAUUACUUGUAACAAGAUCCACGGUGGAUUUUUUUUUUCUCCUCUUCUGCAUGUCUGUGUUUUGGAAAUUUUUGUAAGGUUUUUGUAAAAACAACUCUUGUGAAAUAAUGGAGGAAUAAAUAUUUUACUGAGUAGAGACAUGUCUGCGUGUGUGACAGGGACAUGGCUCUUUCCUUGCUGGCUGCUGUGGUUUCCCCACCUGCCUUAGACAAGCACCAUGGGCAGGGGACCCGACAGCUAUGACAGAGCCACCUUCACCUGAUGUCAUGGUGGCACCUCACAACUUCUCCAAGACCUGGAUUUCAUCCCAGAGUCCCAAACAGCAAGUGGCCCACAUGCCCCAGGAGAGGAGCAGGAGCCAACAGCUCACAAAUUCCCCACGAAGCAGCAGCUCGUGUUAACACCAGCCCCAGUUCACACCACAGCUCUGGGAGCAGCACCCGACUUUCCCCCCAGCAGCAAGGGAAUGGGCUGAGAUGGGAUGCGGCCAAGAGCAGGCAGCAGAGCCCCUGGCUUCUAGGUGAUCAGGCCAAAUCCAGCACUGCAAAUUAGGGGAAACCUAUAAACACCAAUUGAUGCUCCACAGACAUUAGGGAUGAGACAACCCAUCCUCUUGGGACAAGUGCUCAUCAGUGACCCCAGCAGAGACCACCACAAAGUUAUUGCACAGCCCUGGGAGCCAGAAAGAGGCGACACAGAAGUCUGGACCUGUGCAGAGAAUUGGAGGCAGCGGAGAAAUAAGGAGAUUGUCUUCAACACAUCAUCACUGCCUGCACACCCAGGUACUUGAACAGAUGCUGCUCUGUCAAGCACACAGACUUAGUAAGGGCUGGGUGAACAAGCACUGGGAGCCCAAAUCAGCACUAAAUCCUGCUCUUUCAGGCUCCAUUCCGUGCACCAAGGAGGGCAUUAACCUU
Molecule: messenger RNA, 4125 nt
Organism: Falco peregrinus (peregrine falcon)
Lineage: Eukaryota; Metazoa; Chordata; Aves; Falconiformes; Falconidae
Gene: PRRX2
Product: paired related homeobox 2
Exons: 4
Coding region: 34-777 (247 amino acids)
Biological process (GO): regulation of DNA-templated transcription
Molecular function (GO): DNA-binding transcription factor activity, RNA polymerase II-specific; DNA binding
Source: RefSeq, a predicted model, not a curated record